UGGUGAUCUCGCCACCUGUUCCAUCCGUGUGUGUCCUCUCGCUCAUUCCCGCAACUAAGUGCCCGUCACGUGUUCUGUUUAUCCUCCUUUCACCACCAUGCCCGGCGCCCACACUGCCGCCCUGCUCCUUGCUAACGCCUCUUCUCGCCCCCGUCAGCUGCUCAUCACCUGACCAGCGUGUCGUUGGGAGGUCGUGCUGCACGUCCGACGCAGCAUUACGACUUUGUGAGGGUGUGAGGGGCGUGUGUGUGUGUGUGCGUGUGUGUGUGUUUGUGUUUGUGUUUGUGUGUGUGUGUGCUGCCUGCCGCGUGUGUCGCCACCAUGAGCGUCGCGCUCCCGAUGAACGUUUCGGACGAUGUCAUGGUGGAGGCGAGGAACAUGACGGAUUGGAGCCCUCUCAACGUGCCGUACUUCAUCAGUGAAGUGCUGGUGGCAGUGGUGGCAGUGAUCGGAAACGCACUCACCAUCACAGUGUUUGUGGUGGAGCGAAAGCUUCGCCGCCGCACCAAUUACUACAUCGUGUCCCUGGCGCUGGCGGACCUACUGGUGGGUGUGUUUGGGAUUCCCUUCGCCAUCCUCACCUCCGUUGGACUACCGCGGCCUCUGUGGGCGUGCCUCUUCAUGCUGUCCACGCUGCUCAUCCUGUGCACAGUGUCCAUCUUCUGCCUGCUGGCCGUCAGCGUGGACCGCUACUGGGCCAUCCUGCAUCCUCUGCGCUACUCCAGGGUCAUGACCGCCAGGAUCGCCCGCCGUGAGUACAGCCUCCCCUCCCUCCCACGUCCUUGGCGCCGAGCCGGCCAUGUGGCAGCGGCGCGGAUGUCUUGCUUUCCCUGUGUGUUAGUUUAUUUCACCGGCAGAAUGAUAACUUCCCCGCAAAGUAAAGAUUAGAUCCCUGGCGCUUCUUUUGGUUUCUCGGCAAA
Molecule: messenger RNA, 920 nt
Organism: Scylla paramamosain (green mud crab)
Lineage: Eukaryota; Metazoa; Arthropoda; Malacostraca; Decapoda; Portunidae
Product: adenosine receptor A2b-like
Exons: 1
Coding region: 322-888 (188 amino acids)
Biological process (GO): G protein-coupled adenosine receptor signaling pathway; adenylate cyclase-activating G protein-coupled receptor signaling pathway
Cellular component (GO): plasma membrane
Molecular function (GO): G protein-coupled receptor activity
Source: RefSeq, a predicted model, not a curated record